AUGAUUAACUUCACGUGUUAUAAUGCAACACAACUCAGCCCAUACUGCUGCAAACCAUUUCAAAGCGACACGAACGCAAUCAAAGGGGUUAAAAUUCUAUUUUAUUGUAUCCUUUUGUUGAUGUCAAUUAUUGGAAACUCUAUGCUCGUUGCCAUAAUCAAGAUGAAUAAACGAAUGCCGACCAUUACGAGUUAUCUUAUUGCCAAUGUGGCUGUCUCAGACAUUGUUAUAACAGUACUGGUAGUUCCACGACAGAUAACAGAAAUAUUGCUUGGCCCUCGAUCAUGGUUGGUGAAGGGAUUGUUGGGCUCCAUUCUUUGUAAAAGCGUUUCCUUUUUACAAGACAUCACAACUGCUGUCUCAGUUAUCAGUCUCGUGGUCAUUACCAUUGACAGGUACAGAGGAAUCGUGUUUCCCUUCCAAAAACAACUUAUGAGUCCCGCUAAACUCUGUAAAAUCGUUAUACCAUUUAUAUGGAUUGCAGCGAUGUCUUUUCACGCAGUGUACUUCAAUAUUUUUCGUAUUGUAACAAACAAAGGAGAAACAAUCUGCGCGCCACACUGGAGUCCAAAGUCUCAGCAAACGAAUUUUAUUAUAAUAUUUGUGUGUUUGGUAGCUUUUCCAGCGUGCGUAAUUACAUUUCUGUAUUUGCGUAUUAUUCACAAUCUUAAAAAGAACGGAACUAUUCAGUGCAGAGGACCUUUGGGUUUGAAAAGACUAAAAGAAGACACAAAGGUCGUGAGGAAUAUCAUUGUAGUACUUAUUGUUUUCAUGGCAUGCAUGAUUCCAAUCAAUACAUAUGGAGUUAUGUUUUACUUCGUGUGGGAGUGGAAAAUGCCCUGCGGGAUGGAAAACUUUGGUUUUGCAGCCCUCUAUAUUCUGUAUGCAAAUGCUUCUUUGAAUCCGUGGAUAUACCUUUCUUUGAACGAUAAAUAUCGCAGGUGUUUCGUGAACAUUUUAAAGAAACUUCACAUCGUCGAGAAAAGGGCGGAGACUACGAGAAGAUCAUCACAAGCAACCGCAUUAGAAAAGUUAAAUGUGCGAUCAUCCGCCCACAUCACAAGUAAUUAGCUUUCUUCUGGGUUCUUAUAGGCUACUCUUGCUAAUUUUAUGCAGGAUCUCUACCGGUGGUCAACUAAACAAAUGUCAAAAUGCUUUCAAUGAAUAAGUAGACUUUUAUGUUCGGAGCAUAAUGCACAAAAUGUAUAUUGAGUCAUCUGUCAUAUCUGCCAUCUCUAAGCAUUAGUGCUUAACUAUAGAUGCGUCCACGUACACUAUUAUUACCUUUUUCACACGUUAGCAUUUGCUCUUCAUAUCAAUCUAAGGGUAAUUUUCGAGAGCUGACCGGAGUGGAUGUAUUCAACUAACUUUGAACCAUGUAACAGAAAAAAGAGUGCAUCUUUAAAUCAUUAAACACGUUAUUUAACAAAAAGCUAGUUAUUGUAGUGUCGUCGUUGCUUUUCGCGUCACCAAGAUAUUUUUUCGUAACGGAUUAAUUACGAGUGUAAUAAAUAUAGUAGCAGUGCUUCCUGAGUCAAAUCCGGUAAGAAAUUAAAUGAGAUACAGAGUUAAAAAAAUUAACGAUGUAAGGUGUUUUUUUUAAUCCAAUUGUAAUGUGGUAUCUAUUGCUGCAAAAUAUAUCAGGGCUUCACAUUUUCUGGACCUAUUGGUUAUGGACAGCCUUGUUGUACUCUUCUUUUUUUUUUUUAAUUAAGAACGGGUCUUAAUGAAAAAAGGUGUUCAGUGAAGGGAAUUGCAUUUUUGUCUUUUCAAUACAUUAAAUAGUGAAUAGUGCUAGCAACUUUGCGGAAGACUCCGUUUGCUAGCAACGGUUUUUUUUUCCCUUGAAGAAGUUUAUCAAGGAAAGUGUAAAUAAUAAAGGAAAAUAAUAAUAAAGGGAAAACACACUUUUGUGAAUUCACAUGAGCUCCAGUAAUACUGCUUGGUUUUCGGAUGUCGGUUUUUAAAGUACUCAUAAUAUCUCUUAACAUAUAUCAUUCCGGCCUUACUUAAGGAAAUAUAUUUGGCCAUCCGGAGCGCGCUACAAAAUUAUUUCAGGUGUUUUCAAAACACGAAAAAUAAAAAAAAUAAAAAAAAACAAACAAAAGAAGACAAAGACAAAGAAAGGAAAAGAAAACAUGAGUUAAGGAACGCUAGAAAAGAUUGAUGUCUUGACUGUGCUACCAUUCAGUAAGGAGACGUGGUACAAAAAAGAGGCGACUUAGAUCUGCCUGCUUGCUCAGUGAUUACUAUUCUGCGAAGCUCGAUGUUUUCCAGCACUUGGAUUUUUUAUUUUCCUUGUGCCCUAAAGUAUUUACGGUCGUCCAUGUAGGAGGCAGAGAACUUAACGAUUCAUGCUUGUACCGCCAAAACUUUGAGAUUCUUGAAAUGAGUUUAUGGCCUCAUAUUGCUGGCAAAUAUUUAGAUCAAUUACGGCGACCUCUUUGAAUUUUCGUCAACGUAAUUGUUCAAACAGCCAUAAGGUGCUCCAUUAGUUCUUUGAUGUAUUGUAUCCAAAUCAUCUUGGGGGGGGGGGAAUUUUUGUAGGCGACUUUUUUUUAAAGGAGACAGUGCCGAUAUAGAUUGCCAAUAUGACGCGAGUUCUGAUUGGCUAGAACAGCUUACUGCUUAGGAGUUCAAAACCGUGUUCCAUUCAACGGUGACACUAUUUUUCUGACUGUAUUUUGGCAAAUUUGAACAAAAGAGUGGAUUCAGUGGAGCAGAGGUAAAACGCUACUCUUUCUGUCAGUCACUCUCUGUUUUAGGUGCUUGCUCUGCGAAUUUCAUUUAUCUUUUUCCGCUAUUCCAGUUCAUCAACUUUGACCAGCAGCUUUGACCAGCAGAUGUGUCAUUUUCCAUAUUGUGUGAGAUUAUUUGACGUGCCCCCUGAAUAGCAUAUAUAAAAAUUAUUGCUUCACUACAUUUUAGCAUUUUUUAGCAAGGCUGGUUUGUUAUAGAAGGCUUCCCUGAAUUUGACGACAUCAAAUUAAACUCCUAGCGGGUUACCGUAAUAAAUCCUGAAGGUACUUUCGUCGACGGUCAAAAACGUCUUUAAUUUUGAUUUGCACGCUGCUGUGAACUUGAGGACUACUCUGUUGGCGGUUCUCUGUGUUUAAUCAUACCAUGUUCAAAAAAUUAAAAAAAGAAGAAAAAGGAAAAGAAAGUUUUUUCAAUGCCGCGGUAUUAUAUUGGACAGCUAUUUGAUCGGAUGGACGUCAUUCCUGAGACUGAUUUGGGUUAUUUAACUACUUAUGCCACUGGUAAAAUUUGAUUUUAUUGUAUGUCCCGGGUUGUCACUCAAAAAUCAUUUUACAGCAGGUUAGUUAUAGUUACAUUACAUAGUUGAAGGCUUAUUUUAAAAGGUAACGCUUACUGCGCUGAGAAAUUGCCAAAACCAUUAUCUUAUUUGCUGCGUGACGCUUUGUUUCUAAGACCCUUAGGCUCUUUUAUGUAAGGCGUCAAGACGUCAAUCACACAAUAGUCACUCACGUCACGGGAUGUUUCACUGUCAUAGCAAAAUAUUUAUUCAAUUGUUAAACUGGCCGGAAAACAAAAAAUCUCCACAGCUGCGCUUCCAAAACAAACAAAGAAAAGGUUUACUUUCCUUGCUAUUGUUGUCACCUUUCACGUGGUUCUUGUCGUGGCCACCCACCCUUACAAUUAGUUUUCAGUUCAAAAUUUUGUUUUGAUGCAUGCACUCAUCCAGAUAUUUUCCGGAUUCAAGGAUAAUUUGGCUUAACUGGUAAUUCAAGAGAGAAGGAACAGACGAUGGUUCGAAAGACUUACAGUAACUGAGUGGAAGUUUUCCCGUUUCUAUUUUGGCUGAUCUGUGAUACACUGAAAAGACUUAGAAAACGACUGAACCUGCGUUUAUCGUAUCCAUCGAGACUGAAUUACUAGCAAUGAGUAAUUAUUCAAACAGGAGUGCCGACAACCUCACCACUUCGACGAGAGAACUUACCUCCUACAACUGUCCGUUCUUAGGCGACACAACCGCCAUCAAAGGAGUCAAAAUAUUUUUUUAUUGCCUCGUUCUGCUCAUAGCAGUCAUCGGAAACUCCUUGCUCAUUGGUGUUAUUAAGAGGAACAAGAAGAUGCAAACUGUCACCAAUUACCUAAUUGCUAAUAUGGCUGUCGCAGACAUAUUGACAACGCUAGUAGCUGCACCCCGGCACAUAACUUACACAAUGUUAGGACCUGAGAGGUGGUUGUUUGGCGGAAUAUUUGGCUCAAUCCUAUGCAAAAGUUUGUCUUUCUUUCAAGAUGUCUCAACCGCAGUGUCAAUUUUCAGCAUUUUAGCCAUAGCUAUAGACAGGUACAAAGGAAUUGUAUUUCCAUUACGUGAAACGAAUAUAAAGCCGACGAAAAGCUGUAAAAUUAUCCUACCACUUAUUUGGAUAGUUCCAGCGGGCAUUCAUGUGGUUUACUUUUAUGUGUUUCACACAGUUACACGUGACAAGAAAGUGUAUUGUGUUAUCGAUUGGGGGCCAACAUUCGACGCGAAAAAACCUGUGGAAAUCUACUUCAUUGUAAUGGUAACUUGUGAAAUUUAUAUACCACUGUGUUUAAUCAUAUGGCUGUAUUGCGCCAUCAUCGCGAAUCUCAAACGAAGCGCAAUAAGGAGAAACAGGGGUCCUGCAAGCUGUAGAACUUUGCGAAGAAUAAAGGAGGACAGAAAAGUUGUGAACAACAUCGCUGCAAUUGUCAUUGCUUUCAUGGUUUCGUCGAUACCACUCAAUGUCAUUGGUAUUUUAUUUUAUUUCGUAUGGGAUUGGAAAAUACCCUGCGGCGCUGAAAACUUUAUCUUCGCGGCCCACAUUAUUUUUUAUUCCAAUCCUUCAGUGAAUCCGUGCAUAUAUUUCGUUUUGAAUGAUAAAUAUCGCCACGGUCUGGUGAGGCUGUUCAAGACAAUGGUUUUUAUCAAGAAGAUCGAAAACACUGACUCAAAAACGUCCGAAAGAGAAACAUUGAAUCAAAAAACAUGGUCAUCUACUUUUGUUUAA
Messenger RNA from Pocillopora meandrina, 5003 nucleotides. NCBI's taxonomy places the organism in Eukaryota, Metazoa, Cnidaria, Anthozoa, Scleractinia, Pocilloporidae. The record is from the annotation of a GenBank genome assembly.